UCUGGGGGGAGUUCUGCCGACUCAUUGGAGCCAAGGCCAGCCUGACAUCAGGAUAUCAUCCGGAAGCCAACGGCCAGACCGAACGACUUAACCAGCAGCUGGAAACCGGCCUCCGGUGCUUGGUCUGCCAGAACCCCUCCACAUGGAGCAAACACCUGGUCUGGGGUACCAGCCCCCUCUCUUUCCAGAGAAUGAGUCAGAAGUGUCGGUCCCCUCCGCCCAUGCCAUGGUCCGACGUUGUCACCGCAUUUGGGCAGCCGCCCGUCAAGUAUUGAUCAGACAGCGAGAUCGGAUGAAGAGAGCGGCAGACCGCAAGAGACGACCUGCACUUAAGUACCAACCUGGUCAGAGAGUCUGGCUUUCAGCCAAGGACCUACAUCUCAAGGUCACAUCAAAGAAACUGGCACCCCGCUUUGUAGGUCCAUUCCCAAUUACCAAGCUCGUCGGACCUGCAGCGGUUCGGCUUCGUCUGCCCCGAUCCCUCCGCGCCUAUCCCACCUUCCACGUCAGUCAGGUCAAACCAGUCAAAGAAAGCACCAUGGUCCCACCCACCACGUCCCCUCCACCACCCGAAGUAAUUGAAGGUGGAGCAGUAUACAAAGUUAAACGCUUGUUGGCAGUACGCAACCGGGGCCGGGGCAGACAAUUCCUGGUAGAUUGGGAAGGAUACGGACCUGAAGAGAGACAGUGGGUUCCUUCCCGCCACAUUGUCGACCCCACUCUCAUCAGGGACUUCUACAGAGACCACCCUGAACAGUCUGGGCCGUCGAGAGUCGGCCAUAGAAGGGGGGGUACUGUCACAUCGUGGUGAGGGAAGUCCUGUUUUGGGGUUGUCUGGCAAACUUCCUGUUUUAUUUUGAAAAUUCUAAUCCUCCUCUCGUUUCAGGCCACUUGCCCUUCCUCCCGUGUCACUGGUCUGAUGUCUCUCCUGAUUGCCUGAU
Molecule: messenger RNA, 941 nt
Organism: Nerophis lumbriciformis (worm pipefish)
Lineage: Eukaryota; Metazoa; Chordata; Actinopteri; Syngnathiformes; Syngnathidae
Source: RefSeq, a predicted model, not a curated record